CUGUCUGUUAGUCCCACAUUCCAUUUCUCGCAGGCCUUGUUUGGUCAAGGGGGUCCCAAGCAACGCGGCAAUGGGUCGCGGAGGCGGUGAGAGUGAGAGCAGAGCCGGCACGGAAUGUUCACUCGAGCUUCGUCCGGCCACAGCCGACGAUUACGAGCACUACGUGACCUUCUUUCCGGAACUGUCGCUGCCCGCGUCCCUGCUACUGCCCUUCGACACGUGGCAGCGAGAUCUCGCGCCGUCGACGUAUUUCCUCGCGGCCAGUGGCGGAGACGGGUUGGCAGGCGGCGACGGUGAGAGCGUUGCGAAGAGCGACUGUGCUCCUCUCGCGUACGUGUACGUGGAGACGCUGAGGGACACGGGGUUCAUUCGCCACCUCGUCGUCCAUCCUGGAAGGCGCAGGCAAGGCAUGGGGACGAAGCUGAUGAGGGCGGUUGCAGCGAGGCUGGCAGCAGCAGGGUGCGGGCAGUGGCGCCUCAACGUGUUCCCCUCCAACACCGCCGCCAUCCGCCUCUACUCCCACCUUGGACUCUCGCCUCUUCAUUCCGGCACCUGCCUUCAAAUUUCCUGGGAAAGACUCGCAUCGCUUCCCCAAGAGCAUCCUGUAUCGUGUAACGAGAAGCAGGCUAGAGCGGUGAGCCUUGAAUGCGAGGGGGAAUCAUGUGCAGGAGAAAAUGGCCGAUGUGGAGGGGGCAGAGCGAGCAUGCUGUGCUGUGAAGGGCGGUCGUUGGAAGAAGGGACAGGGCCAGACAGACAGCUGGGGGGUUGGAAGGAUUCAGGGUGUGAGAGAGUGACCGUGGGGGGGAUUGAGGCAGGGGAGGAGGAGCAGGUGGAGCGGGAAAUGGGGUUACCACUGGGAUUGUUACAGCGGAUGAGAGCACUUAAGGGUACCCUGCUGGCCAAGGCUGUGGCAACAAGGGAUGCAGGAGGCUGUGGUGCAGUAUCAAGAGCGCAGUGUGAAGGUGUGGGGGGGAUUGAAAACAGCAAUGCCAAGUGCAGGUGCUCCAGUGUUACUGAUGAGGAUGAUUUUAGAGUGCUCGGAUUGGCAUGCUACCAAGAGGGGUACGGUGGCUUCAAGAUCUUUCGAGCUUCGUCUCCUGCUCUAGCUCAGCAGUUGCUGCAGUGGUUUGACCAACAGCUUCCUGGCAAAAUUGGCACAUGCACACUGCUAGUGGAGGCUAGUGGGGGAGCGGUGGAAUGGUUGAAAGCCAUGGGUGCAACCACCAAGUACAAUGUAAUCCAGAUGGCUGGCAAUGUGCCAACUAAUGCAUGACUUAGCUGCACGCACUUGUAGUCAAGCUUGGAGAAGUAGUUUUUGGAAAUG
Closterium sp. NIES-67 is the source of this 1324-nucleotide messenger RNA. Lineage: Eukaryota; Viridiplantae; Streptophyta; Zygnematophyceae; Desmidiales; Closteriaceae. The record is from the annotation of a GenBank genome assembly.